Molecule: messenger RNA, 576 nt
Organism: Adineta steineri
Lineage: Eukaryota; Metazoa; Rotifera; Eurotatoria; Adinetida; Adinetidae
Source: the annotation of a GenBank genome assembly
AUGGGUUUCAAAGAACGAUUUCCUCGAUGGAUUACUUUAGUAUUAGCUAUACUUCAAUUAAUUUUAACUGCAGCAAUAGCUGGUUUAGAAUUUGGUUCUUUUUAUUAUGAUGUUGCACAUGGAACUAUUUGGGCUGGUUUUUGGUCUUCUCUUGUAUUUAUUUUAACAUUUGUAAUGAUGUUCAUUAUAACUUGUUGUUGUCGUGGACGAUGUUGUGCUACUUAUCUCUUUAUAUUAAAUGUAAUGAGUGGUGCAUUAGCAUGUGUUAUCAUUUAUUUCGAUGUAUAUUUUCAAGAUAAUAUAUGUAAAUGUUACCUAGGUGAUAAUUUAUGUUGUGCUUUACGUGAUAUAAAAAGUUUUAAUUCUGCAUAUGGUGAUAUUGCAAAAAAUUGUACACCUAUUUAUUUUAAUGGAGUACAAACAAUAGUUGAUCCAUGUUAUACAUCUCCUCCAACAGCUAAAUAUAUAUUUCUUAAAGCACAAAUAGGUUGUUCAGUUGGUAUGCUAGUAACUUGUGGACUCUAUGUUCUUUCUUAUUUAUUUGCUUGUUGUAUGAUUUGUUUUGGGCAUGAUUGA